Messenger RNA from Kalmanozyma brasiliensis GHG001, 1116 nucleotides. Its product is annotated as RlpA-like double-psi beta-barrel domain protein. NCBI's taxonomy places the organism in Eukaryota, Fungi, Basidiomycota, Ustilaginomycetes, Ustilaginales. The record is from RefSeq and is a predicted model, not a curated record. Bases 1 to 1116 code for a protein of 371 amino acids. The transcript has a single exon.
AUGGUCUCCUUCCGCAUCUACCCCAUCAUCGCCGUGCUGGUCACGGCGGUGUCCCUCGUCUCGCUCUCCACCGCCCGUCCCAUCCGCUCCACUUCCAUUCACGCUCGCGCCGGCGGCAACGUCAUCCACGGUCACCGCCAGACUCCCAUCCAUAUCCAUCGCCGCAACGACCAUGGCGACGUCACCAGUCACGACGGCUACGAAUCACAGCUGCACGCUCUCGAGGCCGCGCUCAAGCACUAUGAGGAGUACGGCGAUGCUGAGAGCCUCAAGACGUAUCUCAAGGGUUUCACUGGUGGUAGCGAUGCUGGGAAAGGUAACAACGGUGAUGGCGGUGAUGCUGCUAAGAACUCCCCUCAGGCGGCCCCCAAGGAGGACGAGAAGCCGAACCAGGACCAGUCGGGCAACAACGCUGCCAAGAACUCCCCUCAGGAGACUCCGAAGGAUGACAAAAAGGAGGACAAGAAGGAGGACAAGGAUCAGUCUGGUGACAAGCAGAAGCAGCAGCAGCAGUCGCAGCCUCAACAGCAGCAACAGCAGCAGCAGCAGUCCGAGCAGCCCAGCGAGGACGACUGCGAGGACGACGAUCACUCCGACGACAUCCAGGCGCCGCAGCCCAAACCCCAGCCGCAGCCUCAAUCGCAGCCCAAGAUGGUCAAGCAGCCCAAGCCUCAAUCCCAGUCCUACACCUCUCCAUCCUCAAAUAGCUCGGACGCCUCCAACAGCAUCAACGGCUACACAAUCCCCUCCUUCACCACCGACUCUGCUCCCUCGACCAUCUCCCUCUACACCGCCUCCCCCUUCUCCGGCCGGGCGACGUUCUACAACACCGGCCUGGGCGCAUGCGGCAUCACCAACGCGGACAACGACCCGAUCGUCGCCAUCUCGCGCGACCUGUUCGAGCAGUACAACCCCUCCGAUGGCAACCCGAACAACAACUCGCUCUGCGGCAAGAAGGUCGAGAUCUCCUGGAACGGCAAGAAGGCCUAUGCGUUUGCGACCGAUGAAUGCCCCGGAUGCGAGAAGACCAGUCUGGACUGCUCUCCGGGCGUGUUUGAGCAGCUCGAUAACAAGGAUAAGGGCGUGCUCGAUGGGAUCAGCUGGCGAUUCGUCUAG